Messenger RNA from Chelmon rostratus (copperband butterflyfish), 2695 nucleotides. It is a transcript of the gene rft1, whose product is annotated as RFT1 homolog. The record is from RefSeq and is a predicted model, not a curated record. Lineage: Eukaryota; Metazoa; Chordata; Actinopteri; Chaetodontiformes; Chaetodontidae. Gene Ontology annotation, cellular component: endoplasmic reticulum membrane. Bases 216 to 1841 code for a protein of 541 amino acids. Gene Ontology annotation, biological process: dolichol-linked oligosaccharide biosynthetic process; glycolipid translocation. The transcript has 10 exons.
GCUACUACUACAACUUCUAUCUUUUACUGCUAUCCGGCAAAUGUAAUCUGACACUUGCUCAUUCGGAAUAAGGCGUUAUUAUUAUCGAUUUUCGGGAGCCACAGUGACGGUUUUCACAGUGUGACUGUAUAAUGAUUUCCCUACGUAGGAAGCAGCAGACAGGUUGUCAAAUUCACGCUUGUUAAAGUUUUCCAGCGAGUCAGAGGAAGUCCAAAAUGAGCUCUCAGGAUGUACUGAAGAAUGCGUCCAAGCUAGCAUCGUAUAAUGUGUUGCUACAGGUGACGUUCCGUGUCCUCACCUUCUUGCUGAAUGCAUUCACACUGCGCUUUGUGUCCAAAGAGCUGAUUGGCGUUGUCAACGUCAGGCUUACACUACUGUACUCCACAUUAGUGUUUUUAUCCAGAGAAGCUUUCCGGAGAGCCUGUCUGAGUGGGGUAUCUGGGACAAACCACAGCUGGAGACAAGUUAUUAACCUGCUAUGGCUGACGUUGCCUCUGGGUGUGCUAUGGGCAGCCCUGCUGGUCUGUGUUUGGCUGUGGCUCCUGGAGGUCCCGGACCCCCAGACUGUCCCUUUCUACGGCCCUGCUGUGGUGUUGUUCGCCUUGGCAGGAGUGCAGGAGCUCCUGGCUGAGCCCCUCUGGGUCCUGGCUCAAGCUCACAUGUUUGUCCGACUGAAGGUGGUCGGCGAGAGCUUAGCAAUGAUAGCUAAGUGCAGCGUAACUGUGGCGCUGGUGGUGUUUGCCCGUGAAUGGGGCCUUUACAUCUUCUCUGCUGCUCAUUUGGUGUACACAGGAUUCCUGGUGCUCUGCUAUGCUGUUUACUUCAUUCGUUUCUUGGGCUCAAAAGAGGCAGCCGAGAAGAAGUUUCCUCUGCGCCGCGUUGGAGAUCUCUUGCCCUGCAGAGCUGAUGGAGAGCCUCUGGUUGAUUGGACUCUGGCUCGGCUAACGUGGAGCUUCUUCAAGCAGUCCUUCCUGAAGCAGAUCCUGACGGAGGGUGAGCGCUACGUCAUGACCUUCUUGAACGUCCUCAGCUUUGGAGACCAGGGAGUUUAUGAUAUCGUCAACAAUCUGGGCUCCAUGGUGGCCCGCUUCAUCUUCUUGCCCAUCGAGGAAAGCUUCUACAUCUUCUUUGCCAAAGUGCUGGAGCGGGGACGUGAUGUCAGAAGUCAGAAACAGGAAGAUGUUGCCAUUGCAGCAGAGGUCCUGGAGUGUCUGCUGAAACUGGUGCUGGUGAUUGGUCUGAUCAUCACAGUGUUUGGCUACGCCUACUCUCACCUGGCUCUGGACAUUUAUGGCGGCUCUCUGCUGAGCAGUGGGGCAGGGCCCACUUUGCUGAGAUGCUACAGCUGCUAUGUCCUCCUGCUGGCUGUCAACGGUGUAACAGAGUGUUUUGUCUUUGCUUCCAUGAGCCAAAAAGAUGUUGACAAGUAUAACUUUGUAAUGCUGGCUCUGUCUGUGUCUUUCCUGUUCCUGUCCUACAUGCUGACAUGGUGGGCUGGCGCUGUGGGCUUCAUACUGGCAAACUGCCUUAACAUGGGCCUCCGAAUCUUGCACAGCCUGCUUUACAUACAACACUAUUUCCAGCCCAGUCAGUGGCAACCUCUGCAAGGCCUGUUGCCCUCCCCCCUCCUACUCCUGGCACUUGCUGUCAGUGCCGUUGUCACAGCGCUGUCUGAGGGUGUGUUCUGCUGUGACAGUGGCUGGUUGCUAAGGCUGGUCCACAUCGGCGUAGGAGCAGCCUGUCUGCUUGGUGUGUUCGUUGCUGUUCUUCUCACAGAGACUCGGCUUGUUCAGUUUGUGAGGACUCAGCUUCUGCCCCGAUACGCAAAGAAACACACUUAAACUGGACUGGAAGAAAGCUGGUUCACUGCACACAGUUCUAUCAGGAGCCACUGACUGACUGUUACUAACUGUGUGAAAGCAGCGAGGGAACAACUGUGUGUGUGUGUGUGUUUUUUAUGAUGUUGGAAUGUUUUCACUGGAUCAUUCCUGUGUUCGGACAAUCAAAUGCGAACAAACAUGUCCCUGUCGUUUUGGAGCGUAAUUGUGGGUGAUUAAAAAAUGACUGUAUUUUAAGAAAACAGUUGAAUUUGUUAGAUUGUCCUACACAGUAAGAAAAGGCAACCUAAUUCAUACUUGUGGUGUUAUAGUUAAUAUGAUGAAAAACUCAAGCAGCCCAAAGGAUCUGUUUUGUGUGUCCACACAUGUCAAAUCACCACUGUGGAGGAGCCCAGCUGUUUUUAAGGCUACAUUACUGAAAUGCAUUUUAGUAAAAAACUGAAUGUACGGUUUUACUUGAUAACAUACGAUAACAUGACAUGACUUGAAAUUAGAAAUAUUCUCUAUUAAACCUGUUUAAAAAAAAACUUGCUUGAGGAACAUUUGAUUAAAUUUGGUUAAUCCAAAUUUGCAGUGAUGAGAGAAAGAUGGUUUUGUGUUGCAGUUUGUUUAUGAAAACCGGUUUGUAUGUAUUUCACCACUGGUUUGUGUAUGUUCUGUAUCUCAUGACACACCGACACUCAUGAAAGGUCUGUUCGCGUAAGCUUUGUUUUUGCCGAAGUAAAGAAGCAGGGAUAAAUCCUGUUCUGCGCGCCACAAACCGAUAUACAGAUGUAGACUGUGAGGAUGCAGAGCACUGGUUUGCUCCAGUGAUGCUUUUUGCUUUUGGUCAUAUUUUGCUUUGCUCUCAGUAGAGU